AUGCAAAAUCAUAAUUCCCUUUGUCAAUCAUGUGAUAAAUCAAAAGUUGAUUAUAUUUAAAUAGAAGAUGUCAAAUCAUCAUUUGCUUUAUGUGAGCAAUGCUUAUAAAAGAAAGAUAAUAAAUAAAAAUACUUAAAAAUAAAAGAAUUUUAAGAUAAGUGUAAGAGAAAGAUAAAAGAUGAUUUUCCAAACUUUUAUAAAAUCUAUUUAUUAAAGAAAAAUAUCGAUUAAAUUAAAUCUUGGAAAACUAAAAUGUUACCUUAAUUAGGAGAUGUAUUAUCCUUUUUAGAAAAUAAAAAUUAUAGUAUUUAGAAUUUCUAAAUAUUGAUUAAAUUUUUCUGUGAAGAUGGCAAAAAAUUUGAAAAGCUUGCAAACCAAAUAAUAUUUUUUCUUUAUGCAAAUCAAUUCAAUAUAUUAAACUCAGUGGAUCAAAAAUAACAAGGAUAAAAUUCACAAUUGAAAGAAAAAUUCUCUACUUAUUUGUAAGGAUUCAUAAAUAAAUAAUUUAAAAUAGUAAUGGAUUAUAUUGAACCAUCUAUUAUGAAAAUAUUUUCUUAAAUUCCUGAAAAUUUUUAAAUUUACGAUUAAUAUUUUUCAGAAGAAGAUAUCAAGUAAGAGGAAGGCAGUAAAUAUUUUGGUUAUUCAAAUAUUAUAGACCAAAAAAAUGGUAAAGGGGUUUACUUAUAAAAAGAGAUAAUUUAUUUUGGAAUUUUUGAAAAUGAUAUUUUUAAAUAUGGAGUUAAAUUUGAAUUUAUUUCAAAAGAAGAAGGUGAAUUCUUUUUUGGGUAAUUUAACUAAGAUGUUAUCGAAAAUAAUGGAAAAAUGAUUGCAUAUAAAAUUUAAGAUUAAAUAAUGUUUUAGGAGUAUGAAGGUUAGUAUAAAGAUGGUUUGAGAAAUGGAAAAGGAAAAUUCAUAUGGAAUAAGAAUUAAAAAAACGAAAUUUUAUAUGAUGGAGAGUGGAUUAAUGAUUUAUAAAAUGGAGUGGGAGUAAUUAUGAAAGAUGGAAAAUAAGACUUCACUUCUUUUGAAGAGGGAAAAAUGAUACCAAAAAUUACAAAUAAGUAAAAUUAAAAUACUUUUUAAUAAAACUAGUUUCAACACUUUAAUCCACAAUUCAAAUAACAAACUUAAGAAUAAGAAUAAAUUUAAUAAACUUCAAUUUAAUUUUUCUCUUAAUAUCAAAAUAAACCUUUAAAUGAAUAACCUUUAAGUCAAAUCUAAUAAUUCUAAAAAGAUAUACGGAAAACUUAAUUUUAAGAUCAGAAUAAUAUAUCCUAAAAUUAUCAAAAUAAUAUUGUACGUAAUACAAAUACAAAUAUGAAUAUGAAUAAUACAAAUAAUAUGAAUAUGAAUAUUAACUAUAGGAAUAUGAAUAAUACAAAUGCGAAUAAUACAAAUUUGAAUAAUACAUUUUUGAAUAAUACAAAUGCGAAUAAUACAAAUUUGAAUAAUACAAAUGCGAAUAAUACAAAUUUGAAUAAUACAAAUGCGAAUAAUACAAAUUUGAAUAAUACAAAUGCGAAUAAUACAAAUUUGAAUAAUACAAAUGCGAAUAAUACAAAUUUGAAUAAUACAAAUGCGAAUAAUACAAAUUUGAAUAAUACAAAUUUGAAUAAUACAAAUGCGAAUAAUACAAAUGCGAAUAUGAAUAAUUGCUAUAGGAAUAUGAAUAAUAUAAAUUUGAAUAUGAAUAAUAAUACAAAUACGAAUAUGAGUAUUCAAAAUAAUCUGAAUAAUUAACAGAGCUAACUAAACCAAAAUUAGAUAUUCUAAAAAAAAUAUUCAUUUGAAAAGUUUAAUUUUACAAAUAAUAAUUUUAAAUCUUUUUAAACUCCUUAACCUGAGAAGAAUUAGCCAUAAAUAGGAUUGUAAAGUCAAGAAUUUAAAACAGAUCAAAAUCAAAAAGAAAUUAAACCACCUAUGUAAUAUGGUUAAUUCAUUCCGAGCAAACUUAAUACACAAUUUGGUUAAUUCAAUCCUAGCAAAACUAAUCCACAAUUUAAUCAAGGACAAUAGCUACAAUCAACAGAUAUACAAUAAAAUUAGUAUAAGAAAUGAAUGAUAACAUAUAAAAUAG
Paramecium sonneborni is the source of this 2077-nucleotide messenger RNA. NCBI's taxonomy places the organism in Eukaryota, Ciliophora, Oligohymenophorea, Peniculida, Parameciidae. The record is from the annotation of a GenBank genome assembly.